Messenger RNA from Phytophthora sojae, 504 nucleotides. RefSeq lists its product as hypothetical. Bases 1 to 504 code for a protein of 167 amino acids. The transcript has a single exon. The record is from RefSeq and is a predicted model, not a curated record. Lineage: Eukaryota; Oomycota; Peronosporomycetes; Peronosporales; Peronosporaceae.
AUGGGUCACCCACACCAUUUGCUGGUUGAUUUUGGAUGGAGCUGUAACAGGGGGCCCGGGCAGAUGGACCCCAUGAGGCAAACAGCAGCGGUGGUGGAUACCUACGAGACGCUGGAGGUGGUGACGGACGGCGACACGAAGCCGCUGGCUAAGGAGCACGACAGCAGGUCCACGAUAGGCAGUACGGGGGCGGUCCUCGAGGUCGUGACGGUGGCGGAGGGCGGAUUCUGUGUGGUCCACGCGUCCAAGAGUGGCACAAUAAGCAGCUCGAGCGAGCUGCAGUUGGUGACUCCUAUUGAGUCGACAUUGAAGGACGGAGCAGCGGGCUGCGGCAGCGAGAGGAGGCCACACACAACGGAUUUUGCUGCCGAAGCAGCAGCAGGCAACAGACUCGGACGCGCACGCGGACGAGGGCAAGACGAGCGGGUCCACGGACACGUACGCGACAGAGCGCAAGCUCUACAAGGACGAGACCGAGGAGGAUUUGACGGAAGCGCUGACUGA